AUGGCACAACUUGAUAUCACCGUCGCUGGAGUCGUCAGUCUCUGUGCAGCCUUCCUUUUCCCACUACAGGCACCCUCAUCCUCCGGUUUUUCGCGAGGUCCAAACAAGGAGCUAAAAAAGGAAUCGAUGACUGGACCAUUUUGGCAGCCUGGGAAGUCGCCAAUCUCCAUAUUGACAAUUCAUAACUGAAUAUGCAUUUUAGAUCUUCUUCGUUGGCGAGACUGCAAUAAUGUUUUAUGGUAAGACCCAUUUUCCUGUGGACUGGAUCGUGGAGUCUCCUCUCCGGGACUAACAAAUUCACGAUAUCGAUAAGAGUCUCGCAAGGUAUUUUUGGGCAUGCCCAGCCUAAGGAUAAGGCAGUGCAGCACGUUACGCUAGAGAAGGUCAGAAUAUCCAUUGUAGUUCUUCCUUCCGGCGACAUUGGAAGCUAACAUGUACAGUACAGCUUUUCAUCACCCUUGAUGGCUUAUGUGUGAUGACACUAGGAGUGGCAAAGCUUAGUGCUCUCUUCUUCUACCGUCGCAUUUUCUGUUCUACAGGACGUCUGGAUUUCUUCAAUAUUAGCACUGGCUUCUUUAUAGUGGUAGUAACGGUGUGGACUGUGGUGUUCUUCGUCACGACAUUCAGGCUUUGCGGUCGCCAUGGCGUUGAGUGGAUUGCUCAGCCUCGCAAUACUGCGAAGUGCUCGCUUAUAUAUCCCUAUUUUGCGGCAACUACUAUAUCUGAUGUGGUUCUUGACGUUUUGAUACUUGGUCUUGCUAUUCCGAAGGUACGUCGCGUUCUAGAUCGCCUUGUCUUGAGGUUCGAUGCUGAUAAAGUAGAUUUGGACUCUUAAAGUAACUAUCGGACGACGACUUGCGGUCUCGGGUGUGUUUAUAUUUGCAAUUGUGUGAGUUACAUUUUCCAUCUUUUACAAGGCUGCGUAGAACUGACUAACAUUGUGCAGUGGUCUGGCGGCAAGUCUAACUCGCAUGAUUAACACACUUCAUCUGGUGAAAAACGGAAGAGAAAAGAACUCGAAAGAUGGCUACCGUAAGCACCUGCUCCUUUCGUACUACUAUAACAAGUCCUGUCAUUAAUCGAAAUUUCGUGGCAGAAACCAACACCCAAAACGCAUAUUACAUGAUUCUAGAAGCCGGUUUUUCCAUCGUCGCUGUGAAUCUCCCUUCAUUGUGGUAUUUCACAGUUGGCGUUGCUCCUGAACGGGUUCUAGGUAGCGUUCGAAGCAUGGCAUCCCUGAACUCAGGUCGAAGCUUGCAAGAUUCCUCUAAGAGAACCCGAACUGUUGAGGAUCACGUCACAAGAGACGCUUCUUCUGGCGAACGAAGCUUAGAUAAUUCAGCUUCGAUCUUGAAUAAACACGGUGCAGACACGGUGGUGGAAACCUAUGACAUGGUGGAUGUGGAAUCCGGCCUCAGAAAUCCUGAUGGCAUUCAUGUUGAACGCAACUUUCACCGUUCGGAAGCACAAGUAUAGUCUAUGGAUGAAGAACAUUCCUGGUGAUUCGAGAGAAGAAGAGGGUGAUAUAUCUCGAUUAGUUGUUGUAAUUUCGAACAGUUUCAAUCUUACUUCUCUCGACAGAUCUUUGAGCGUCCAUCUCCCCGAUCAGGCCAAGAACACUGUUCAACAAUAUAUUCAUAUAUUUUCACACCAAUGCCUUUAUACACGACAAAGCUUUCCAUUUCCAUUUGGAAGCCCAUUCGCUGUAACUACGGCUCAUCUCGGCUUAUAUUAACAAAACUCAGCACUUUAAUCUCCUACCACCUAGCUAGUGUUCUGUUCAGCGGGUCGUCGCGAUUUCUUUGAUAUAACUACUGC
Molecule: messenger RNA, 1818 nt
Organism: Hymenoscyphus albidus
Lineage: Eukaryota; Fungi; Ascomycota; Leotiomycetes; Helotiales; Helotiaceae
Source: the annotation of a GenBank genome assembly